AUGGAAUCUUCAAAUAUGCCUCGGAUACGAACUGAACAUAAUGGAUACCAGACCCGGAAACGAAAUAAGGACAAUGAUUUGAAAUUAGCGACAUGGAAUGUAAGGACAAUGAUGCAGCCUGGAAAAUUGGAUGAAAUUGCUGAUGAAGUUUUAAAGUACCACAUUGAUGUAGCAGCAUUACAAGAAAUAAGAUGGAAAGGAUGUGGAGAGAUUAGAAAACGUAAAUAUGCAUUAUAUUAUAGUGGAAACGAGCAAAAUUCAGGGAUGUAUGGCACUGGAUUCAUAGUGAAUAAGAGUAUACAAAAGGGUAUAAUAGGUUUUAAUCCAGUUAAUGAAAGAAUCUGCACCUUAAGAAUCAAGGGAAAAUUUAAUAAUAUAUGUCUAAUAUCAGCAUAUGCACCCACAGAGGAGGCGAGUGAAACAAUAAAAGAGGUUUUCUAUGACGAACUAAGUCUUGUAUGCGAAAGGGUGUCAAAAUAUGAUACAAUUAUUAUAAUGGGCGAUUUUAACGCAAAAAUAGGCAAGGAAGAGCUGGCACAACGGAGAAAAGAAAUACAUAAAGGUACAUGGAAAAUACCUGGUACAAAUCUAACGAACCAAAUAGAUCAUGUACUAAUAUCCACAAGAUGGUCAUCAUCAAUAAUUGAUGUAAGAAGCUGCGAUCACUAUCUAGUUAAAACCAUACUACGACAAAGAAUAUCAAACGUAGCAAAAAAUAGAGGACUACGAAGAGUCAAAUGGGAUAGUGACAAAUUAAAAGACAAUGAAAUAACUCAGCAAUUUCAAAACUCCGUCAAGAAUCUUAUGCAUGAAACAGACUAUACAUUUGAAAAUAUAGAUGAUGAAUGGAAUGAAAUUGAAACGGCCUUAAUUGAAAGCGCCAGAAAUGUUAUCGGACAAAAACAAAUGCAAAGAAAUGCCGAAUGGUUCGAUAAUGAAUGCAGAAAAGCCAUAAAAAUAAAAAAUGAAGCGCGACAAAAAACUCUACAAAGAUGUACAAGAGCAAAUAUGGAGAAUUAUAAAGAAAAGAGACGAAUAGCUACAAAAUUAUGCCGAAAUAAGAAAAAAUUAUAUAUGAAAGAAAAACCGAAACUAGCAUUAUGUAAAGAUAAAGAUGGAAACAUGAUUACAGAAGAAAAUGAAAUCAUAAAACGAUGGGCAGAGCACUUUAAAGACACAUUGAACAAAACAACAGAGGAAAGUCAAGAAGAUGAAAAUAUAAUAUAUACUGCUGAACCCCUAAUAGACACACCAUCAAUGAGUGACGUAAAAAAUGCAAUAAAUAAGCUAAAACACAACAAGGCGCCAGGCGAAGACGCAAUAACAGCUGAGCUGUUAUGUAAAGGAGGUGAACAUUUAUGUAAGAAAUUACAUAAUCUAAUAUGUAAUGUAUGGUUACAAGAGACUAUACCAGAAAAAUGGCGCAUUAGUAUUUUAAGACCAAUACACAAAAAAGGGGAUAAAACUGAGUGCAAUAAUUACAGAGGUAUUAUGCUAUUGAAUGCUGCAUACAAGGUGCUGUCUAAUAUACUGUAUGCGAAAAUUAGACCUUACUACGAAGAAAUUAUAGGCGAAUAUCAGUGUGGGGUCAGAAAUCAGAGGUCGACCGUUGAUCAAAUUUAUCUAUUAAAGCAAAAUAUGGAAAAAUGUUACGAAUUUGGUCAAGAUCUACAUAUACUAUUUAUUGAUUUUCAACAAGCCUUUGACGGUGUAAAUAGAAACAAAAUUGUACAAUCACUAUUAGGACUUGGUAUACCCAGAAAAUUAGCAAAUCUUACUAUGGCAACGAUGGUUGGGUCAAAAGCGAAGGUAAUGAUACAGAAUUCGGUGUCAGAUAAUUUUGAAAUUCAAUUAGGAGUACGACAGGGUGAUGCAUUAUCAGCUAUGCUAUUUAACAUAGUAUUGGAAAAGGCUAUAGGAGAAAUGGAUGGGGGUGGAAAUAUUUUUACAAAGUCCCAUCAAAUAAUUGCAUACGCUGAUGAUAUAGCAAUCAUAUCAAAAAAUUACAGGACUCUAGUUGAAACAUUCAACACAGAAGAACCGCCUAAAAUAUCACCAUCAACGAACACAAUUUUGAGGGUGUUACACAUUUCACUUACUUGGGAGUAUUAA
Condylostylus longicornis is the source of this 2112-nucleotide messenger RNA. RefSeq lists its product as uncharacterized. Lineage: Eukaryota; Metazoa; Arthropoda; Insecta; Diptera; Dolichopodidae. Gene Ontology annotation, molecular function: catalytic activity. The coding region runs from base 1 to 2112 and encodes 703 amino acids. The transcript has 4 exons. The record is from RefSeq and is a predicted model, not a curated record.